UGCCCGGAGCCGGGAGGGGGGAUCAGGAGGCUGUUUUUAGGGCUGUGGGGGCUGUUCUGGCCCUUGGGGACAAGCAGGGCAGGGGUCAUCAGACAGGAAUUUGGGGAGCAGGAUGGAGGAGUGCUGCACUGUCAGCAUCAACAGGAAGCAGAGUUGCUUGUUCCCCACACUCCUGCAGCUCUCCACUGAGGAGGUGGUGGCCAUCUGGGAUGUCGUGUCUGUGUACAUCCUGGGGCAGAUGAAGCAGGACAAGGGUGUCCUGGUCCCAGGACUAGGGACCUUUGCCGUGGUUCCUGAGCAAGUUGAUGGUGCAGAAGAGGUGUAUGUAGUCCGAAGACCUGUGUUCCAGUUGGACAUGGAUGUGUCCUGUCUGCGGGAGCUGAUGUUCCCCACAGUGAUGAUCCCUGGUGACAUUGAGAUCGCACCACUGGAUUACUGGUGGCUGUCACAGACCACGUCCCUCCCGCCAGACGUAUUGAGGGACUGUGUGGAGGAGACCGUCCUCCUAUACUCCUUUCAGCUGAGGGACAGGCAGCGCCUUGCCUUUGCCUUUGGGGACAUUGGCGUCCUGUCGUGCCAGGACAAUGUCCUGUGCAUGCAGUUCAACCGCAGCUGCGUCAAGAAGCUGGAGAACUGGGACACCUGGGUGGCUCUGCUGCUCACUGUGAGCUGGAAUCUGGGGACAUUGAUGUGCUGGAGUGUGUCCAAAGAAGGACAGCAGGGUUGGGGAAGGGGUUGAAGCACAAGUCU
This is a messenger RNA of Manacus vitellinus (golden-collared manakin), 750 nucleotides long. Its product is annotated as coiled-coil domain-containing protein 81-like. The transcript is spliced from 4 exons. Gene Ontology annotation, cellular component: centrosome. The record is from RefSeq and is a predicted model, not a curated record. NCBI's taxonomy places the organism in Eukaryota, Metazoa, Chordata, Aves, Passeriformes, Pipridae. The coding region runs from base 113 to 739 and encodes 208 amino acids.